AUGAAAACUAAAUAAAGGAGAUCCAUAAGUAGUGAAUCUAAAAAGCCUUCUAAUGACUACACUUUUAGGACUAUAUAGUUGGCUACUCCACAAAUUGAAUAUAUCACUUCAAGAUCUACUACAGCUUCAGUUGAAAAAAAAUUACAUAAAUUGGGAAAACUUAGGAAUGAAUAAAACUUACAGCUUAAUAAUACUAUUAAUUAUGAUGAUCAAUCUAUAAGAAAUUCAUUGCUUUAUUAAAAUGAAGAUUGGGGUAAAUUUGAAUUUCCAAGUUGGUUAAAGAGUAGAACCGACUUUAUGAAACUUAGAAAAUCUAAACAUUUUGAUUAUCAUUUAUAAGUCUUUUCAAUUUGUGAAUAAGAGUAUUAAUUUCAUUAAAAUUUUAGCCCUUUUAGAAGAUCGGAAGAACUAAUAGAAAUUGUUGCUCAUUACUUGGUCAAAUUAGAUUUCUUUAGACUUAUGCCAUAUAAAAUGAUUAAAUAAAUCUCUAGUAGAUUAUAAGCUAAAAGUUAUGAAGAAGAUGAAAUUAUAUGUAAAAAAGGAGAAAAAGGAGAUUCUAUGUAUAUUAUUUUUGAUGGAAAAGUAGAGGUUAUAGGAUAGAAAAAAUAAGUAUUAGGUCCUAAAAGUUUGAUUGAUAGAAAUUCUUUAGAAUUUGAUUACUUUAGAAAUAAUACUUUACAGGCAAUAACAGUGACACACUUAUUAAUUUUGAAUAGAAUUGAAUAUAUUACAAUUCUAAAUCAUAAUAUGAAAGCAGAGCAUUUAAACCAUGAGAGAUUUAUUAAAUCCCAUUAAUUAUUCUCUCAUUUUCCUGAUGAAAGACUCAAUAAAUUUUGUAGUCUUUUAUAAGGAAAGUAUUUGACUACUAAUGAAACUCUAUAUAGUAUAGGAGAUUUGAUUGAUUAUCUUUACAUAGUCAAAUAAGGUACUUUGGCUAGAUAAAUAGUGAUGGAUUUAGAAGAUUAGAAUAGAUGGCCCAUUGUAAGAAUUCUAUAUAUUCCUUUGUUAGAAUUAAAAAAAAUGGUUAAGUUAAAUUAUUACUAGAACAAUCUCUUUUAAUAUUGAAUUUGAAAUAGGAUAAUUGGUUGGAUAUUCAGAUAUAAUAGAUAGUGAUUUUGAUUCAGAAAAAAAGAGAAAAGAAACUAUUUAUGCAAAAACUGAUUGUUUUUUGUUAUAUGUUUCUAAAUCUCAAUUUUUUUAAGGUAUGGUAUUGAUAAUAAAUAAUAGUCUUUACUCAAGCUGAUAUAUAAUAUUUUUAGAAUUACUAAAAUCAAAAUCCACCUUUGACUUAAGAAUAAUUAGUAAAAGAUACUCGUUAAAAGUAAAAUGAAUAAAAGUAAAAACUUUAAAUGGUAAAUUAAGCUAUUUACUCUCAUCUUAGAUAAUUUUCUUUUGAUUAUGAAACACUUAAAAAAAAAGAAUAAAAGUAUGAAUAGGUAACAAAAAAUUAAAAAAAAGCUUCAAGAGAGUUUACAAAUCGUUACAAAAUAAUACGAAGAGAAAAAAAACUAAAACUCAUAUCAUUAGAGAAUUAUUGA
This is a messenger RNA of Paramecium pentaurelia, 1538 nucleotides long. The record is from the annotation of a GenBank genome assembly. Lineage: Eukaryota; Ciliophora; Oligohymenophorea; Peniculida; Parameciidae.